UGGGGGAGGAACGAAAGAAUAUCAGGAAUAUUCUUGGAAUGCGAUUCGAAAUCAAAGAAGUCGCGUUAGCACCCUCUUUGUUGUCUCUCCGACGCUAGCCGCUAGCACCUCUGGUAGAUGAACGAGCGAUCUACCGCCGAUCUGCUCGAUCCACGUGGACAUGUCCUGCACGAUGCCGAGUGCGAUGCACGCAGCCAGCGACUAGCUUUGAUUUUCGAACAGCUAGUCGUUCAUCCGUCUCAGCGCACUGAGCGCAGCACUCGCUUGUUUAUCCUUAUAUCGUCACUUUGAAACAGAUCCCAUCACGCUCUUUGUCAUCCAGUGCUCAGUACUUCAUGCACUGACAUCGCAAUGGACCACUCAGCAGCGACACCCAUCGUCGCGCAUAUGUGCGGUUCUCUUCAACGCUAACCCAUCGCCGGAAAUCCAUCGAUCCGAGACUCGUGCCGGAGUUUUGACACAGACCAUCCGUCGACCGGCCGCGAACGUCAAAUAAGAAUCCACUCACGCGCCGAGCAUAAGCACUCGUUACUCGGCAGGGUAAACGGCCCAGUGGCACAAUCCCUGUCUUACAAUGGGGAGUAUAAACGCGGGGCCCAAUGGACCGCAAUCAUCACUCUGAAGCCGCACAAUGCCCUCAAACACUACUACUGCUACUCCUCUCCGCAUUACGAUCGUUGGCGCCGGGUUGGGCGGCCUCGCAGCGGCCGUGGCCCUGCGGCAGAUCGGGCACAUCGUGCAGGUUUUUGAGCGAACGGCGAACAAGACGGAGGUCGGCGCGGCGCUGGGGCUGCAGCCCAACGCGAUGCGUGUGCUGAAGCAGCUCGGCGUGCAGGAGGAGAACUUGAAGGGGGUCUUCCUUCGCGGGAUCGUGGGUUUCGACCAUGUGACGGGGGAAGGACAUGAAAUGAAAUUCGCGCCGAGUGCGGGGCGGCGCGGAGAAGACGAGGCAAGUCUCACCAUCUUUUCACUCCGAGCUGACUUAUCCGAGAAACGCGCAGUGGUUGCUCGUGGCCUGCCGCCUGUGUCGUUGCGUUUCGGAUGCAAAGUCCUGUCUUGUUCGCCGGAGGAAGGCGAUGUAGUGCUCGAGUCUGGCGAGACGGUGCACGCAGACCUGGUUAUCGGGGCAGAUGGCAUCCAGUCUCUCGUCCGUAAACAUGUGCUCGGAUAUGUCCAAGAAGCCACGCCGACCGGGAUCGCUUGCUGUCGGUCGGUAUUUAAGGCACCCCCGAAGGACGGCAGCUUCCCAGGUCUGGAGUGGUUCACCGAGGGGAUCGAGGGCAUCCGUGCCGUCCCCUCAAAGGUUAUGCCGUUCCGCAUGAUCCUCUGCUAUCCCUGCAGGAACGGAGAGCUCAUCAACUCGGCUCACUUCUUCAAGGAAACGGAGGAGGAGGAGAAAGACCUCUCGCACCCAGUCUCUACCCCUUCGAUCUCCCCAGAAGAGGUCUGCGCCAAGUUCACCGACUACGACCCCAAGUUCCACCGCCUGCUCGACCUGCCGAAUCACACCGGCCGGAUCUUCCGCUGGCGGUUGCGCACGCUCCCUGCGAUCCCGACAUGGUGCAAAGGUCGUACCGCGCUCCUCGGCGACGCAGCUCAUGCGACGCUUCCGUUCCUGGCUCAGGGCGCGGCCAUGGCGAUCGAAGACGCGGGUGUCCUCGCGGGCCUGCUCCCCCUCGGCACCACGCGCGAGGACAUCCCAGCACGGCUCGCGGUGUGGGAAGAUCUCCGGAAGCCACGAGCUGACUUCGUAAACAAGACGUCCGUCGACCAGAUAGAUAUCAUCAUGACCGGGCAACAGAGCACUGCGCUUGUGCAAGGCGAACUGCGCGCCAAGCUGGCCGAGUAUGAUGCUAUUGCAGUUGGUCGACAGGCUUAUCAGGAGAAAUUUGCUGGUGUGCACGAUGUCUAGAUGCAGAAGUAGCAACACAAAUUUAGUUAGACUGUCGCAUGUGGUGCAUACAUUGGUGUCACUAUGAUCAGAGGUGUCCUAGCCAUGUGUUUGUUACACAUCUUUU
This is a messenger RNA of Mycena citricolor, 2018 nucleotides long. The record is from the annotation of a GenBank genome assembly. NCBI's taxonomy places the organism in Eukaryota, Fungi, Basidiomycota, Agaricomycetes, Agaricales, Mycenaceae.